AUGCAAAGCAUUGCCAACUAUAGCGAUGUUGAGAAGUUGCUCAUCACGCUUCGCGACACUCCCGUCGACAGCAAUGGUACCUCUGACGCUGUGCUAGGCCGAAUACAUUCAUAUUUAAUGGAUGUUACCAACGUUGCACCAGACGAUAUUCACUGGUUUUGUGAACGUGCAAAUACCACGACAGUGGCGGCUGCCACAUUUCUGCUUCGACUCUUCGCGUAUACUAGCCGUGAAGUGGACACAUGGAAGGAAAAACUGCAUGCCUGUUUGUCGUCUUGUUGUAGUUGCGUCCAGAAACUCGAAGAGGCAAAGGUAUCUUCCAGACAAACAUACUUCGGUGCGUUCGAACACGCGACGGUGCAGGCGUUCUUCGAAAGUUUUGAGGGAUGGGAGCUCAAGAUGGUCACGGCGGACCUCUCGGCGAUCAGUCUUACUUCAAGCAAGGGCCUGCCAAAUGCUCUUGCGCCACUCUUCUAUCGCAUAGCAUCAAACUGGACGAUAUUUACCGACCCCAACGCGUUUUCCAUUCUUCGUCAGCUCGCACUGUCUGGGUACGCCGGUGAUUGGCCAAAGGACUAUCUUGCCCCGGGACUAUUCAUCCUAUUGAUGGAUUCCAAUGACAAAAUACGUCAAUGGGCGCAAAAUCAUGCCGCUAGGUACUUUACACCGAUGCCGAAUGGUAAAUUUACUGGAGCAUAUAUUAACGUCUUGGAAGUCAUUGGGCGCGCUAUGCAAAUGCCGAAAGACAGUCUUGCAACCCAUUUAGUGGCGCAAUCGCCAGAGCUGGCUCCGUUUUCUUUUACGCCAGAUCUUCUUCAGUUAUGGACUGGAUUUCGGCUGUUUCUGCGUUUUGUCCCUAUUGAAAGGCUAAAAUCCUCACAUCAACAAAUUAGUCUCUGGCGUAUCGUGUCAGGACACUUACACGAUAACGGCCCGCAGUUUGAAGAAGUGUUGCGCUCCUUACUCCUCGUCCUUAAACGCAUGGAAAGCACAUUCUGGACUGGCGAAGGGCCAGAAUACCCUCAGAUUGUUUUCGAUGCUAUCAAGGAUAACCCUUCAUUUUCUCAUCUCCUACAACGGAUAGACAAUUCUGGGGAACGACCGUGGUUUAUUGCCUGGUUUGCAGAGUACUUGCAUACCAUUCGUGAUCUUGAUACAUAUGGAGAGGUCUUUGCAAAGAUCGUUGACUUUCUGUGUGAGGAGGUACAACAUGAGCGGUUCCAGGAUGCCCGCCCUGUCAUCAUGGAUUCUGUACUUUGUUUAUUAUCGUCAGUCUUUCACAAAUUUCAAAGCGACAAAAGCUUUCGGCAUCGUCGUGCGGUGUUGGAUACACUGGACAUUCAUUCAGGAGUUAUAGUUGGUGUGGCAUACAGCCCUGACUACAAUAGCGAAAAAUGGAAGAAACUUCGCAUGUCGGCCCGCACCCUUGUUACAUCAGCACUCGUCUCCGAUAUUCAGGAUAUAUCUACCGCCAUCUCUGGACUGUGUCUUCUUCUCGCUCAGAAAAAGGGUGGGAAAAUUGCAGAGGGUCGUACGGAUGGUACUGAAAAACUAGGAUUAUCGAUCCGUAAACCAGUGUGGUCACAGCUAUUUUCUUCGAUCCAGACGCGGGAUACCUCCGGGAUUGCAAGCAUCAUUUGCAUCGUCGCAAAAUCAGCUCAUUUAGACGUUGUCAACAAGUCCACUUUCAAGGAUAUCUUAAAAAUGUCGAAAGAUGAAGAGCAUCAGUCUGUCGAACGGGCGUUGGAUGAGGUCAAUACGUCCUUGAAAAUUACUCAUGACGGAUUCUUGCAUGCUAUAUCCAGGUUCGCAGACUAUGGUAUCUCGUCGUCUGCUCUCGAGGUUUUACUAUGUCCUGGAGUUGGAAAGGCAGUUACUCUGCUUCUACUGUCACCAAUCGCGGAUUUUCAAGUGGCUGCACAGACUUUGGUUGGGCUUGCGUUUGAUGUUGAUAUCCGCCUUGACUGCUUCCGAGCUCUCUUAGAGAACAUCCCCGACGUUACUUUCGAUGGAAUAACUGAAUUCCUUUCCAUUUUUCGAGAGUACGCCAUUAAGGUACCGGAGGCUUGCAGCCUCUCGCAAUCUCUUGUUCGGUGCUUUACGGAUAUUAUUGAGGCGUUAUGCGCGAGCCCGAAUGGUUUGCUCCUAAACGUGCACUUUUUGCGCCCCACGGACGGAGAAGGCCCAGCAUCUCGAAUACCUCAACUUUGGCAUCUCAUGACGAAGGCAUUGACAGUGAUAUUCAAGCGCACACCGAACUGGUCUGUCUAUUUUGAAAAUCAAGACAUGAUUGUGUGGAUGAGAGAUGCACUUAUCUUUGGGCGAGAUAUGCUGAGCCAAUGGCGGGUCAUUGAGAACGCUACCCUUUCUUCUCAGCAAGCACUUACGAAUCAGCGAUUAUCUGGAAAACCCUCCAAAGUUGGCGAAAGGAUGGUCAAUGACUUGCAAGACGUUUUGACGGAGUUGGCUAGGUGGCUGCGUCUGACAGACGAGGAGUUACUCCACCAGUCCUUCUCGCUGCUACAGAGCCUUCUGGAGAUCUUCAAGGAAACUCAGAUUCAGCCGUCGGAAACUGCACUACAAAAACUCUCCAAACAUGUGAGUGAUGCCCGAAAGGACACUAACAAGUCCAAAAGUCGACUUGACUCGACAAGAUUGUCCAAACUGGAAGAUACUCUCGCCUCGUUUGAAGAUGAAGUGGAGAUCAUAUCUCACACAUUAGCGCCAAAGUUUCAGCUUCGCGGCGAAAAAGAGGUGCCGAAGCCACGGGCACCGGAAACGCGGGCAAUUGAAAAGUCUCGUCCAAGCAAGGACGUUCGUCGGGAGACGAAAACGCCGGUCCUUGAUGCUGCCCCUUCAAAGGCGUCAAGCUCAAAGUUCUGGAGUGACAAGGAUCCAGAACGGCGGGGCUCGGAUGUUUCUCACCUUACAUCUCGGGGAACGUCGAACAAACAAUCCGCGCUUUCCAGACCCUCCGCCUGGCCUCAGUCCAAACACGCCAGCACUGAACCCAGAAACGAGGCCCUUUCUGCAGUUGCUGGUUCAGAGUCAGAUUCUAGCGGGAGCGACAGCGAGGAGGGCGAUGUUCCUGGUGUUGGGUUAGCCGCCUUGGGACGAUUCCCAAAGUCACCCAAGGUUCGAUCGAAACAACCAGAACGCAGGCAAAUCAAGACGUUGGAAAUACCCACUCAGAAAAGCGCUAUCCAAGAGAGGCUUAAUCGAAAUAAAGUUGGGGCAAACUUGGCAUACCGUCUGAAACCGGAUAUUUCUGGUCUCCAUAGGGUCAUCUUAUCAUGGAAUUACGAUUGUGAUGGUCCCUCACCGCCGGGCGAAAACAUCAAGCCUUUGAAUGUCCCAGUUGAAUUUCAGGAUUACAGUCACUACCGCCGGGUUUACGAACCAUUAUUGCUCAUGGAAUGUUGGGCGCAACUCAUGCAGUCCAAAGAUGAACCUCAAGAUAUUUACCAGUGCAAAAUUACUUCAAGAAAGUUUUCCAGCGAUUGGAUGGAUAUUGAUCUAUCUCUCUUAGGAGAUGUUAAAAAGGAUUGGUAUUUGGCAGAGACAGAUAUUGUUCUGCUUCGGUCCUCAGAGCUUAAGAAAUCCAUCCUUGCCAAAACAUUGUCUUACACAACGUCACAAGGUGGAAUUCUGAUCGUUGUCCGCUGUUUUAUCCAAGCCGGAAGUUUAGAUCCAGGCCUCCAGAUCAGCUCAGUUUGGAGAAUUAGUAAGGUUUUCAGCCUCAGUACCCUCCAUCGAGAAUAUGGGGCCUUGCUGUCACUACCACAUUAUGAUUACUGUGAUGUUAUUUUGCGACCCCGCCUCGAGGCCAAAGUUAACAAGGUGGACCAAAAAGAAUUACAGCGGACCAUGACCGCCUACAAUGUCAACGAGCCUCAGGCUGCGGCCAUAAUAAGCUCAAUGGAGGCGGAAGGCUUCUCCCUCAUUCAAGGCCCCCCAGGGACUGGCAAGACUUCCACUAUUUGUGGGCUUGUGGCACGGUUUGUUUCUCGACGACAGCGACCGAGUGUGCCUAUUGUCAUCGGUCGGAACGCUCCACCUGCCGAAAAGCCAUCCGUUGCUAAAAUUCUCAUUUGUGCGCCAAGUAACGCAGCAAUUGACGAAAUAGCUCACAGGUUGAAAGGCGGUUAUAGUGGCUCAAUUAAAGGACAAGGGAGUUUGAGAGUUGUCCGAAUAGGUGCUGUGCAAUCAAUGAACCUGAGCGUUCGAGAUAUCUCUCUCGAUUCUCUCGUUGAACAAAAAUUGGAUUAUAGCUCAACUCCUUUGGCAGAAAUCGGGAACGAGAUCAAAUCUUUGCACCGCGACAUCGCCGCCCUAAAGGAUCUACGACAACAAAAAUUACAGGAUCUGGUAGCCGUUCGCGACAACAGUGCGAGAACAAAAACGCUUGAGAGCGAAGUCCAGAACCUAGGGUCGAAACGACAAGAUUUGGUAACCCAGUUAAAUCAGAAGAAGGAUAAGCUCAAAUCCGACACGCGUUCACUUGAUACACUGCGGCGCGGCAUCCAGCGUGAUAUCCUUAACGAAGCAGACGUGGUCUGCAGCACCUUAUCUGGUGCCGGGCAUGACACUUUGGCGCAGCACGAUUUCGAAAUGCUCAUUAUCGAUGAAGCUGCCCAAGCGAUUGAGCUCAGUUCACUUAUACCUUUGAAGUACAACUCUGCUCGGUGUGUAUUGGUUGGAGAUCCACAACAACUUCCCCCCACCGUCUUGUCGCAGGAGGCAUGUCGUUAUAGUUACAACCAAUCACUCUUUGUACGGCUUCAAAAGCGGUGCCCAAACGCUGUCCAUCUUUUAAGUAUACAGUAUCGUAUGCAUCCCGACAUUAGUCGAUUUCCAAGCCGCGUUUUCUAUGAAAGUAAGAUUCAAGAUGGACCCCGCAUGGACGAGGUGACGAAGCAGCCGUGGCAUACCCACGUUAAGUUCGGUACAUACAAAUUUUUCAACGUUUCGCAAGGCGUAGAAGAGCAAAGUGGAAGGUCAAUCAAGAACUUGGCGGAAUGCCAGGUUGCUGUUGCACUUUACAAUCGUCUUUGUCAAGAGUACAAAGCUUUCAACUUUGACUCUCGGGUAGGUGUGGUGUCGAUGUACAGGGCUCAGAUAGUGGAGCUGCGCCGUCAUUUUGAAAAACGCUUCGGAAAAGAUAUCAUUGGGCGAAUCGAUUUCAACACGGUGGAUGGCUUCCAAGGACAAGAGAAGGAUGUCAUUAUUCUUUCAUGCGUUAGAUCGGGACCUGGGCUUCAAUCAGUUGGCUUCUUGUCAGAUGUUCGCAGAAUGAAUGUUGCAUUAACACGUGCAAAAUCUUCUCUUUUUAUUCUUGGGAACGCGCCAACGUUGGAACGCAGUAACGACACAUGGCGGGAGAUUGUGGUGGACGCGCGAUCAAGAUUGGCCCUCUUACAAGUAGACACAACGUUCUUCACCAGCACAUCCUGCUCACCAAAGUCAACCGAACCACCAAAGAAGAAACCAAGGAUAUCAUCUGCUUCGACGACUGCUGCUACCGUACCCAUUGAUCUUGCGACCCCUCGAGGGCUCAAGGCAGCAUCAAAUAGAAACGUGUCGUCUCCGAUGACGGUGUCAAAACCGGAUGGUCCUACUACAUCCAGCACACAUGUUGAGUUGGAACAGUCGAUUGGCAUCAAACGACCAGCCGAACAGGAGGAAAUUCCGCCAACUGGUCUUGCAGGUUCUUCGCACGAGCCAGCUCCAGCCAGGGCCCGACCACCUCCUGCUAAACGUCCCAAACAGCAACCCAGCAUAUUUAUACCAGCCAAGAAGAAGCCAAGACCCUAG
Molecule: messenger RNA, 5814 nt
Organism: Laccaria bicolor S238N-H82
Lineage: Eukaryota; Fungi; Basidiomycota; Agaricomycetes; Agaricales; Hydnangiaceae
Exons: 11
Coding region: 1-5814 (1937 amino acids)
Biological process (GO): termination of RNA polymerase II transcription
Cellular component (GO): nuclear body
Molecular function (GO): helicase activity; transcription termination site sequence-specific DNA binding
Source: RefSeq, a predicted model, not a curated record